Molecule: messenger RNA, 3027 nt
Organism: Chinchilla lanigera (long-tailed chinchilla)
Lineage: Eukaryota; Metazoa; Chordata; Mammalia; Rodentia; Chinchillidae
Product: secretory carrier-associated membrane protein 4
Exons: 8
Coding region: 107-1858 (583 amino acids)
Biological process (GO): protein transport
Cellular component (GO): recycling endosome membrane; trans-Golgi network membrane
Molecular function (GO): catalytic activity
Source: RefSeq, a predicted model, not a curated record
CUACGCUCCCGUCAUCCCCUGCGGCGCCACGCGGGGCGGGCCGGUUGCUAGGUCUUGGUGAAACGCAGCGAUUCGCGCGAGUCUCCCUAGUCCCCGCCUGCUGAGGAUGAGGAUGGAGCCCACCCCAGGCCUCACGGAGCGGCAGGGUCCUGAGAAGGUGGCUGGGAGCACAGAGCAGGAGCCAGCACCGUGGCAGGCUGUCCCUGUGCUGUCCGAGCAGCAGUCUGGGGACAUGGAGCUGGUGUUGGCCUACGCCGCGCCCGUCCUUGACAAGCGCCAGACCUCCCGCCUCCUCCGGGAGGUGGCAGCUGUCCACCCGCUGCCCGCACAGCCCCACCUCAAGCGGGUGAGGCCUCGGCCCAACAGCCACGGUGCCCCCGUGCUAGAGCUGCUGCUAUGCCUGGCCGGCCCCGCCCCAGGUCCACGCUCACUGGCUGAGCUGCUUCCCGAGCCUUCUGUGGACCCCCGAGGCCUGGGGCCGCCCUUUUUGGUACCUGUGCCUGCCCGGCCACCCCUCACCAGGAAUCAGUUCGAGGAGGCCCGGGUACACUGGCCCACAUCCUUCCAUGAGGACAAGCGGGUGACCAGUGCGCUGGCCGGGCAGUUCUUCUCAGCGGAGGAGCGAGCCGUCAUGCAGGGCUACAUGGAGCGGGCAGUGCGAGUAGCCCAGCGGGCAGCGGCCCAGGGCCUCCGGGCUGUGGGGGCUGUGGUGGUGGAUCCCGCCUUGGACCGUGUGCUGGCCAUGGGUCACGACUGCCGCAGUGCCACCAGCCCCCUGCUGCAUGCUGUCAUGGUGUGCAUCGACCUCGUGGCUCAGGGCCAGGGCCGUGGUGCCCAUGACCUCCGCGCCCACCCGACCUGUGCCUUCUCCCCGGCUGCUGCCCCCCAGGCCCACGCGGGCACUGUGCGCAAGCUGGAGGAAGAUGAGGAUGAGGACGGCCAGCCCUACGUGUGCACCGGCUAUGACCUGUACGUCACCCGAGAGCCUUGCGCUAUGUGCGCCAUGGCCCUCGUGCACUCCCGCAUCCGGCGCGUCUUCUACGGGGCCACCUCACCCGACGGUGCCCUGGGCACCCGCUUCCGUGUCCACGCCCGGCCUGACCUCAACCACCGCUUCCAGGUGGCUGCAGGCUUCAGCCCAGGUGCCAGGUCAGCUGAAGCGGAAAUGUCUGGGAAGGAGAACAACUUUCCACCGCUACCUCGGUUCAUCCCGCUGAAGCCCUGCUUCUACCAGGACUUUGCUGACGAGAUCCCCAUCGAGCACCAGGUGCUGGUGAAGAGGAUCUAUCGGCUUUGGAUGUUUUACUGUGCCACCCUUGGGGUCAACCUUGUCGCCUGCCUGGCCUGGUGGAUUGGCGGUGGCUCGGGAGCCAACUUCGGCCUGGCCUUCGUCUGGCUGCUGCUCUUCACCCCCUGCAGCUAUGUGUGCUGGUUCCGGCCCGUCUACAAGGCCUUCCGAGCUGACAGCUCCUUCAAUUUCAUGGCGUUCUUCUUCAUCUUCGGAGCCCAGUUUGUCCUGACUGUCAUCCAGGCUAUUGGCUUCUCGGGAUGGGGUGCAUGUGGCUGGCUGGCGGCCAUCGGGUUCUUCCAGACCAGUGUCGGUGCCGCCGUGGUUAUGCUGCUCCCCGCCAUCAUGUUCUCCGUGUCCGCUGCCAUGAUGGCCAUCUCGAUCGUGAAGGUACACAGGAUCUACCGUGGGGCUGGCGGAAGCUUUCAGAAGGCACAGACAGAGUGGAACACAGGUGCCUGGCGGGACCCGCCGUCGCGGGAGGCCCAGUUCAACAACUUCUCUGGGAACAGCCUGCCCGAGUACCCCACCGUGCCCAACUACCCGGCCAGCGGCAGCCACUGGCCUUAGAGGGGGCUGACAGCCCUGCCGCCUGCCCACAGGCCUGCAUCACUGCCCCCCUGCUCCUGCUGCCCCCGGUCCUGUGAGGCCUGAGCAUCUGUCCUGGCCUCCUCAGGGGCCCAGCCACUGCCAGAGCCCGAGUUCAUUUCAUCCUGGGGGCCCACGGUCUCAUCUAGCAGCUGCCUGUGUUUCCCUGUGGGCAGCUACACCUUCAUCUCCAGGUUGCAGAGGGUGGCAGCAGGCUGCCUGUGCUGUCCAUCCCGGUAGAGCUGAGGACAUAGAGGUCCUGAUGCCAAGCUCUGUGUUGUCCCCUUAACCCACCCGUUGCCUGGGCUGGGGAGGGGCUGAGCAUCUUGUGGUCCUCUGUCCGUCUCAUGCCACAUGGGGUGACGGCUCCAUGGAUGAGGCUGCAGGGGCAGCAGAGGCAGGUCCACUGCCUCAGCAGUGAGCUGUGCUGCUCCCUGUCUAUCUGGGCUUCUCCUGUGGGACAGUGAUGUUGGGACCCUGGUGUCCUGUGUUUCCGUCUGUGGCAGACAGCCUUCCUCUCCUGGGACCAAGGUCCCGCCCUGCAGGACCUCUGUCUGCAUGCUGAAAACUGGCCGAGCUCCUGGGCAGGGGCGCUUGUCCUGACCCGGAGGAGAGCAGCGUGUGUCAGCUGCACAGUGGAGGGUGGCCAGGACACAGGGGCCCCUGUGCUGAGAAGCCAGACAGAGCCUCUUCCCAGAUGUGCGCGUGCAGAGGCAGGAGGGUAGCCUCGCCCGGCAGCGGGCAGCCCUGUGCCUUAGAAAGGAGUCUUGCAGCCAGCACUACUCUCCGCCCCAGGUGCAUCCUGCGGGGCAGCCUCAGCUCCUUUAACGAUAUUUGGGCCAAAAAUCAACUUCCUUUGGUGACCUUUCCAUGCGCUGGCCAGGCCUCCACAGGCCUCUGCACCCAGCGCCCCAUCCCUGGGGGUCACGGCAGCCAUCCUGGGAAACUUACAGGGAGGUACAGGCCUGGGCUCAGCUGGCUUCAGGUCCCUGCCACUGCAUCAGGGUGGCGUUGCAGCCGGAGUGUAAGGCGCCGGGGAGCGGAGGCCCUGGGUGCCCAGCAGCCCUGCCCACCCCUGCAUGUGGAUGGUCACGCUGCAGUGGGUUUUAUUAGCUGAUAACAUUCUGGAAAUAAAUCCUCUUUCUGCGUCA